UAAACAGAGAGCACGAACCAAUGAACUGUAAGAUUGCCAAGAGGUUUUACCGUAUACACACAGCCGCUAAGCACAUGAAUAGGCAGCGCGCCAUUUGGAAAUGCUCUAAUAUGGCUUAAUUUAAAUCAGCAUAGUUCAGUGUCCAGGAAAAUGCCGGCGGUUCACCAUUAACGGAAAAUGUGAAAGAUUGCAUAGAUUUAAUUUAGAUUCAUUUUUUUACAUGAGGAAUAUGUGAAUUAGUAAAGGUGAAAAUUAAUUUUUGUUCUCGUGGAAUAUGGGUGCAGGUGGAAGUGCUGAGGUAGGGAAAGAAUCCCAGGGAGGGGGAUCCGUUCAAAGAAACGAACACAGGGACACAAGACGUGAGGAAAUAAAGAGUCGAACUGUAAGGAGUGACUCCCCUGUAAAUAACAACACCCCUCGGAAUGCCAAAACAAAAUUCAUCAUAAAAAAGGACGAAAGUAGUGAUCUGACAAACGAGUCUAGCUGGAGGACGGACUCGUACGAGAACAAUAAUCAAGAGAAGCAAUAUAAUAACUAUAAUAGGAAAAAUAAUACUGUCUUGCCGCCGCGACUUCCCACUCCCCCCGAGGAAAACUACCCAGAAACAUACGCUCAGAGGGGGUUCCGGGAGCAGUACCGGCCAACCGACUACAUCCGGCAGAAGACGAUCUACAGAGACCCGGACGAGUGGGAGGUACCGGAAAAACGUGAAAGUGUAGGAAGUUUUGAUGUUACCAAGUUUAAAGCUGCCAAUGUCAAUUCACAGUCACAGAAAAGGGACAUUUUUACGAUGACACCAGAUUACACUAAAAAAUCCAGAUACACAGACUCUGCGGACGAUCUUUAUCAGACUCCAACGUAUCAGAAACAGCAAAGUGUCCCGAAGUACGACAUUUCGGAAGAGGAACUAAUGUCGGAUAUAGAAAAACAAUACUUCUGAGUUCACUUCUUAUUUCCAAAUUAUUAAGGUUUGCAAGGAAUAUGAUUACACUCAAAGAAGACUGGAUCCGCCACAGCUAUCAUCAUACAUAUCUAUUGUGUAAUAUGGUGUGUAAACGUGAGAUAUGUUGGUCUCCUGAGGGCCUCAAGACUCAACGUUGAGAAAGCAUUAGCUCACACUUAGAACCCACACUUGCAUUGCAGUUUUCUGUAAACUUUAUGCACAGACUCAAUGCGGUGAUAAAAGCAAUGAUUUUCCAUGAAUGUUGAUUGUUUGUUGAAUCUAUACACUUAUAUUUGUAAGUAUAGACAGCUUUGUAUCAUAGGCUAGGCGUCUCUACUAGAAAGAAAGCAAGCACAAAAAUGAGUGAGAGCUUUUAGUCGAAUUCUUAAACAUGUUAAAUUGCUUUUUUGUAUCUUUAGAUAAUUGGAUUAAACACAAAAUACUUUUACUCAUUCACCUGUCAGAAGUCGUAAAGCAAUAACUAUAAUUUACGAUAUUUCAUUUAUUGAAAAUACCUCAUUUCUGUGAGUUUUGUUUUAUUUUGUUGUUAUCGAUGACUGUAGAAAAGAUAUUCCCGUUUACAGUGAUGCCUUCAAUAAACUUACUCUUCGAUGUA
Messenger RNA from Ostrea edulis (European flat oyster), 1559 nucleotides. RefSeq lists its product as uncharacterized. The coding region runs from base 275 to 940 and encodes 221 amino acids. NCBI's taxonomy places the organism in Eukaryota, Metazoa, Mollusca, Bivalvia, Ostreida, Ostreidae. The record is from RefSeq and is a predicted model, not a curated record. The transcript has 5 exons.